UCUCAAAAAUGUCCUCAAAUACUUCUGUAUUCUUUUCACAGAAAAUGAAUUCACCUGUAUUGUGGCCUUCAUUUACCUGCAGAGACGUGUUGAGUUCUUUCUUCUGCAAGUAUUUAUCCCGAGUACGAUGAUAGUGUUCAUAUCAUGGGUAUCGUUCUGGCUCCCGAUCAACGCAGUUCCUGCUAGAAUCGCCCUAGGCAGCACCACCGUAUUAAUCAUGAUAACUCAAAGACAGUCAACUGCUAUCUCGCUGCCCCCCGUCUCUUAUGUCAAAGCCAUCGAUGUGUGGACUGUCACGUGCUUGGUUUUCGUGUUUGCCGCGCUUUUAGAAUACGCCGUUGUCAGCACGUAUUCCAGACACGAAACCAAGCGCUUCUCCAUCAAAGUUAUUCAGAACAACAGAAGCCUAAAACAAACAUUCAACGUUAACCAAGCUGAAAGCGUUGAGAACGGAGACAUCAAAGCCGAAUGCGACGAACAGACCGAGGCACAGAUGCGUUCCAAAGCUAAACGAAUGGAUGUUAUAUCACGUAUUACUUUUCCUCUCUGUUUUCUCCUUUUCAGUUUGGGUUACUGGUCAUGGUACCUGAGUAAAACUUUGUCAUUUGAGAUUCCCAAUAAAAAUUCGUAGCAGACUUCGCUGCGCACACACAAACAAGUUUUGACAUGUUGGGCUUUCUUAACUCAUUUUUUCUUGCUGUGUUGAUGUUUUAAAAAAUAGAUGGACAUUUGAUGGUUUCAUCUGCGACCCUGCAAAGUGAAUUGCAUGAGUACUUCGCUAUUUAUAUGCACCAUGAUACGAAAAAAAAGGGUGAUAUAACAGAAACAUUCGAAAUACCAAGGAAAACAAAUAUAAAAAAAUAACACUCGAAUCAUCAAAAUCAACAUUAAAAAUGGAAUUUUAAAACAAUAGGGAAAUGAGUUUUAAUUCCAAUUUUAUAACUACUGAAAGAAUUAAAUCGGUGAGCUGGCAGAACCGGUAGAGUGUCAGGCAAAAAUUCUUUACGACAUUUUUUUCAGUUUAUUAGGAUCUGUGUUCAAAUUCCGAUAAGGUUGUCUUUCCCUUUCAUUUUUUUUCCGAGAUCGAUAUCAUAUCUACAUUUGAACACUGUGGUUGAUGUAAUUGAGUUAUCCCUUUCCUGAACAUUCUAACCUUGUGCCAAAUUUUGAAACCAUAAUUACUACAGGAACUCAUUUCCAUAAUGUUUUUAAAUAAAUAAUUAUUUUGUAAUUAUAAUCAAAAAACAUUUUGUAGAAAACGAUUAAAAAGAGGUAGAUAAAAGGCUAAAA
This is a messenger RNA of Octopus sinensis (East Asian common octopus), 1290 nucleotides long. Its product is annotated as glutamate-gated chloride channel-like. NCBI's taxonomy places the organism in Eukaryota, Metazoa, Mollusca, Cephalopoda, Octopoda, Octopodidae. Bases 128 to 631 code for a protein of 167 amino acids. The record is from RefSeq and is a predicted model, not a curated record. Gene Ontology annotation, biological process: signal transduction; nervous system process; chloride transmembrane transport. The transcript is spliced from 2 exons. Gene Ontology annotation, cellular component: neuron projection; membrane; synapse. Gene Ontology annotation, molecular function: transmembrane signaling receptor activity; neurotransmitter receptor activity; chloride channel activity.